This is a messenger RNA of Symbiodinium sp. CCMP2592, 3351 nucleotides long. NCBI's taxonomy places the organism in Eukaryota, Dinophyceae, Suessiales, Symbiodiniaceae. The record is from the annotation of a GenBank genome assembly.
AUGGCGUUUCGAGAAGUCCAAAGCCUGCGCAGCCUUCACCACCUUCCGCAGCGGCGAUGGUACACUCCGCCAUCGAGGCGCACAUGGUCCAAGCAGCACUAUCGGAUCAGAACUCCUCGUCCAAUGACCGACAGGUUCGAUCUGUCCAGGGUGCAGCCGCAGAAGGAGUGGUGGCGAGAGCGGCGAGUGGCUCCUGCCACCUUCUUCGGUUUCCCAGACGUCACCAAGGCUGGCAUGAGAGGUGGAAGCAUGUAUACAGAGCAGAUGGACGCGGUCACCCUCGCCGUGCUGGCAGAUAAAUGUGUUCAGGAGAAUGUUUGGGAUCCCGAACUGUGGCUGAAGUUUUCCUGGCGUGCGCAGCAGCUUUCAACUCGUACGGAGGAGCCUGACCUUUGCUACAUCUUCCGAGCUUUUGCUCGUGCAGAUUGGUUCGACCAGAAUCUGUUGACAACUUAUCUUGGAAGACUGCACCGAAGGUUGCCGCAGUUUCAGCUGCCGGAUGUGGCUGUGCUCCUGGAAGCGUUUGAGAACCCGCGUUUCAGGCAAGGAGAAUAUUUACAGAGGAGUUUGACGCACAUGGCGUUGCUGCUGCAGCAUCGUGAUGAUGCAGCUGUUGAGGAUUUGGCAAGAACAUGUGUCGCUUUGCGCAAUCUUCAUCCACAACCCGCAGACAUCUCUGUCGAGGUGCAAGCCGGCUUGCUCCUCUUGGCCGAGAUUCAAACUGCAAGCAUCUUCCAAGCAUUCUGCAGCCUUCCAUCACCCGCAGCCGCCAUGCAUAUGCAUGUGGGACGGCUGCGUCCCAAGGAGAAGCCACGCAGGUCGCUGCUGAGCUUGUUGGGAAGAUUGUGGGGCACCAAAGCGACUUCGUCAUCACCCAGACCUUCCGGGUCGUCCGACCCAGAGGCGAGCCUGCCAAGCUUGCGGGCCGACGCUCCUCCAGCAGAACAUGCGACAACUCCCCAGGAUUCUGCAGAAGAUCAGCGGCGCUUGCCAAGACCGAGACGAAGACUGAGCGGGUCUCUUUCUGGCCAUGGUCUUGGUCCAGGUCGUCUCAAGCUACGGCUUCCAAGAGCCAAGGCUCGCAAGCAGCGGCAGAAGUCAGAGGCCCUGGCAAGAGAUGCCUUGAGAAGCAAAGACUUCUCCUUCGAGACCAUCGUGCGAGUUCUGGAGGCUGUCCACUUUCCGAUGAACAAGACUCGCAAGAAUGUUCUACCGGAUGGAGUGGAAGCGGUGCAUGGCAUGGUUCUCGGACUCUAUGCAUUCGCUUAUAACAUCGGCUACAGCGAUGCAUCCAAGAAGAAUCCCAGCUUGGUGCGUCUCCUGUCAGCCUUCUGUCGAGCUGCCCACCCUGACUUCGAGUUCACAUCCAUUCAGGUGAACAAGAACUACGCCGCCAGGCCGCAUGUCGACAAGAACAAUCUUGGCAACAGCUUCAUAAUUGGUUUGGGCAACUACAAGGGUGGGGAGCUUUGGGCUCACGACGAUGAGGGCGACGUCCCAGUUGAUCUCACUGAGAGCAUCCGAAGCAUGCUUCACUACCGAGCAGGAGUCACCUACAGGGGCCGCACCUUCGACAUCAAUUGUCGCUGGCAAAGCUUCGAUGGCAAUCGCUUACAUUGUGCAAGGCCCUUUGAGGGAACCCGGUACAGCUUAGUCUUUUACACAUGUGAUCGUUUCCAGCAAGCUUCGCAAGGUGUUCGGAGUGCCAUGUGCAGUGCCGGCUUCACUUUCAAGUGGUCGAGCAUGAGACUACAGGAUGCUCUCAGUGCAAAGAACGAAGAGCGAAAGCGAUGCCGGGAUGAGUUUGAGAUCGAGCAGAAGGCUUUAGUCCGUGAGGAGAGGCGCCGAGAGAAGGAAGAAUUGGGCCCUUGCAUGGCCCGCACCUGGAACAAGGGCUGGGGCGGCGACUGCGCCAACCCCAAGCACGUCGACGGUGGCGACUUCUGUCAGCAACAUCUAAAGGUUUGGAGGACGCACGGCCGAGUGGACGGACCGGUCCCGGAAAAGAAGCGGGCCGAGAUGCUGAAAUGGCAAAAGAUCCACGUCGGCAAGGGCGUGCAAGCGCUGCUUCUGCGGGAACUCUCAGAGUUGAGCCCUUCGCAGGCGAUUGGAGUACUGCAUUCGCUAGUUCGUUGGGAGCUCGUCAACAGUGAGCAUCAUCAAGGCAAUGCAGCCGCAGAUUUGUGCUGGUCGCUUGCGCGUGAGCUCAAAGGGAAGCUGCGAAACGCUGGGCGGGAGAAUCCCGAGGACUUGGCGCUGCUGGCAAUGGCUCUGUCCAGUGGCAAAAUCGAUCAUGAAGAGCUUUGGCUGGAGCUGAUCACCAACCUCGAGAUGGAAAUGCACAGAAUGUCUGGGUCUGCGGCCUCACAAGCUGCAUACGCAGCCUCCAAGAAUGGGCACCGCGGCAUCAAGCUUUAUCAGAAUGCUGGUCGACUACUCGGGGAAGAAGCUUCGAAAUUGUCAGCAAUGGAUUGCGCCUAUGCAGCAGGUGCCUUCUUGCGAGGCCCCGGUUCCUUGGCCGAGCAGGUGGUGCUCCGAGGAGCCGUCGGCGCUCAGAUCCAGGAGCUGGGGCUUUCCAGCUUCGACGCGGAGGCCUUGGCCAUGAUGUUGGAUGCCCUGAGCCGCGCUGCCCCCAGCACCUGGGGCGUAGAGACUCUGGCCGCUGCGGUGCUGGAGGAGGUCCAUGGGCGAGCUGACGAGCUAUCCUUUGACGACCUCGCCCUGGUUGCGAGGAGCUUGGGCUACCUGCAACCUCAGACUCCGCAGGUACUCCAGCAUGUCUUGGAUCAUGCCCUUCGCGCAGCCAAGGAUCAAGGAAGCUCAGCACGCUCAUUCGCCCUGUUGUGUCAGGGCAUAGCUAUGCAGCCUUCAUCGCUGCUUUUGGAUGCCUCCGAGCGCUUGGAGGCAUUGCUCCCAGAGGUAGAAAAGGCACUCCAGGAAAAGCCCACUGCAGAGUCUGCUGCCCAGAUCCUUUGGAGCCUCUCUCGGUGCACGUCCUCUUCGAGAGAGGGGGUAUUUGCUGUGUGCGAUGACGUGUUGUCCGCCAGGGCCGCAGAGUUGCCAGCAAGUCUCUUGAUUCGUCUGGCUGAAGCCCUGGCAGCAGUAAGCAGGACUGGCUUGAAUCCCUCGCAGGCGCUCAUCAAAAAGGUGAGCUAUCUCCUGGACAUGAAGCGCUAUGACCUGCCGUCAGGCAAGCUCUGGCGAGCGGCGCGGGCUUUCGAGCUUCUCAGAGUGCCCAAGAACAUAUCGCUGGAAGAACGAGACCAACCAGCGUCAGCAAAGGUCCCGAGGCGGCAGGGCUCCCAGAAGCUGGAGUCGCUGGAGCCGCUGGAGCCGCUGGAGCCCGCUUAG